UUCUCUUUCUUCCGGCCAGCAGUUUAAGCUCGAUCUCAGCUCGCUGGUUACUGAUAUCAGCUGCUUUGACGGCGAGGACGCUGAUGGUCCGCUUCCCAGGGAGAAGUUAUCGUAUAUAUUAAUAUGAAAUAAAAAAACAAACAAACAAAACAAAAACACACCCGGAAUAACGGCAUACUAAGUCAUCAAAGUACUUUAAAAAGUAAUUUUCAUUGGAGUCGUACUUAUAUAAGUGAUUGGUGUUGGUGAAAUUUAAACCUCAGAGGAACAAAACAGAACCGCACGGGUUCCAAUUUAUUGGUUAAUAUUUUUUUUCGAUUUUCGUGAUAGACUUCUCUUCUGCAUCUUUAAAGACGGGAAAAGACACAGGCACCAUGUUCAGAGACGGGAGGAAAAAAAAUCCCGAACUUUUUCAGACGGUCUCGGAAGGACUGCGAAAGCUGUACCGGACCAAACUGUUCCCUUUGGAGGACGCCUACCGCUUCCACGACUUUCACUCGCCGGCUCUCGAAGACGCCGACUUUGACAACAAGCCCAUGGUGCUGCUGGUGGGUCAGUACUCCACCGGCAAGACCACUUUCAUACGGCACCUAAUGGAGCAGGACUUCCCCGGUAUGAGGAUCGGUCCGGAGCCGACCACGGAUUCCUUCAUAGCGGUCAUGUACGGCGAGCAGGAGGGGCUGGUACCGGGGAACGCUCUGGUCGUCGAUCCAAAAAAGCCGUUCCGAAAACUCAACGCAUUUGGCAACGCUUUCCUCAACAGGUUUGUGUGUGCUCAGAUGCCCAAUCCAGUGCUGGAGAGCAUCAGCAUCAUCGACACCCCGGGCAUCCUGUCUGGCGAGAAGCAGAGGAUCAGCAGAGGCUACGACUUUGCUGCUGUGUUGGAGUGGUUUGCAGAGCGGGUUGACCGCAUCAUCCUCCUCUUUGAUGCACACAAGCUGGACAUCUCGGAUGAGUUCUCGGAGGUGAUCCGGGCCCUGAAGAACCAUGAGGACAAGAUGCGCGUGGUGCUCAAUAAAGCUGACCAGAUCGGGACCCAGCAGCUGAUGCGGGUCUAUGGCGCCCUCAUGUGGUCGCUGGGCAAAAUCGUCAACACUCCGGAGGUCAUCCGCGUCUACAUCGGCUCCUUCUGGUCCCAGCCGCUUCUGGUGCCCGACAACCGCAAACUGUUCGAGGCAGAAGAGCAGGACCUGUUUCGCGACAUCCAAAGCCUUCCGCGGAAUGCUGCCCUCCGCAAGCUCAAUGACCUCAUCAAGCGUGCUCGCCUUGCCAAGGUUCACGCAUACAUCAUCAGCGCCUUAAAGAGAGAGAUGCCCAACAUGUUUGGCAAAGAAAACAAGAAGAAGGAGCUGAUCGCCAACCUGGGGGAGAUUUACCUGAAGGUCGAGAAAGAGUAUCAGAUAUCACCUGGUGACUUCCCAAACAUCAUAAAGAUGCAGGAGAUCCUAAGCAUCCACGACUUCAGCAAAUUCCAGUCUAUGAAGCCCAAGCUGAUGGACGCCGUGGAGGACAUGCUGGCCAAUGACAUCGCUAAGCUCAUGACCCUGGUCCGCCAGGAGGAAUCCGCCAUGCCAAGCCAAUUGGUCGAAGGGGGCGCCUUCGACGGCACCAGCAACGGUCCCUUCGGCCAUGGCUAUGGAGAGGGGGCCAGCGAGGGCAUUGAUGAGCUGGAGUGGGUGGUGGCACGUGACAAGCCCACGUACGAUGAGAUUUUCUACACGCUCUCGCCCGUCAACGGCAAGGUGUCAGGCGCAAUGGCCAAGAAGGAGAUGGUCAAGUCCAAGCUGCCCAACACGGUGCUGGGAAAGAUCUGGAAGCUGGCUGAUGUGGACGGGGAUGGCUUCCUGGACAACGAGGAGUUUGCCCUGGCUAACCACCUGAUCAAAGUGAAGCUGGAAGGCCAUGAGCUGCCCGUUGACCUGCCAUAUCACCUCAUACCCCCAUCCAAACGACAUCAGGAGUGAGAGAUUCAAUGAGGAUGGAUGAGUGGAGGAAUUUUAGGAAUAACCACUCUGCAUGAAUGCUAAAGUCUGUCUAUAUAAAGGGAAAAUAAGAUAAUUUACUCCUCACUGUCAUUUUCGAACACGAUUAAUUUUACUCUUGAAGUAGAUAAACCAAUGUUGUCUUCCCACUUUAAUUAUUCUAAUAAUUAUUCAAAAUUAUAACAUAAAACCUUGUAGUUUAAUAAUUUAAGAAUGAAAUAUAGCAUUUAUAGUCUUUUUAUAGCCUGUAUUUCUCCACUGUGUCCCAUUAUGCUGGAUUGUAGGGGCUGGAUUUGAGUUUGGUGCCACACAAAGGAUUGUUUUGUAAGGUCGCCUUUGACUUUUACUUCUCGCUCAUGUUUCCUGUUUCUAGGGUCUAGAUUAUCCAGGACAUUGGUUUUGGUUUGUAUGCUAGGGAUAUGUCCCUAUCAGUGUUGUGGGGGUACUGUGUGUGUUCCGGGGGGUGGGGGGCAGAUUUGGUCCUUACCAGUGUGGAAACCAAACCUUACGGCUACAGAUAUAUAGUUUAAAAUUAAGUAGCUUUGUAACUCAAAAGGCUUUGCAGCAAGGGUCCAGUGAGCCUUGGGAUUAUCACGCGCAUGUAAUAGAAACUUCGCCCUGGGGGGGGGGGGCAAAGCUCAGAAAAAACGGGAGAAAAUCCAGUGUAGCCAAUACAUACUUAUGUAUGGAAAUGUAUGUGGAAAAUAUUUAGUAGCUAACUCGAAGUGACUUUUAAUUAAACCAGGAGUAGCCGUCUCUUUAAAACUCUUAACUAUGAAUUAAUGCUUGCCACUAUUUAAAAGUUACCUUCACUUUUCAUCACUUCAAAAUAAUGAAAUGAUUCUUUGACAGAUUAUAAAUGUGCAAUUGUAUGCAUGCAUUGCGUCAUCUGUGUAACCGUAUAUUACUGAUCCUGGAGCAGGUACUGUAAGAAGAAAUGGAGCAGGGUGGGACCAGAGCCGUGGGGGCAGGAACCUUAUUUUUUAAUCACGGGAGCAUUUUUGUAGCUGUGUGCUUUUGCAGAUGGUGUGUUCACGCGAGGCAGCUGUGGCUAGGCAAAUUAGCUGAAAAGGCUAACCCUAACCCUAACCCUAACCCUAACCUUGCACUGUGCUCUAUACCACGAAAUACAUGGAAAAGUGCAUCAGUGAAACAGGCUUUGAAUGUUGAUGUAGUUUAAUGCUGAAAGUCAAAUCAUUUUAAAUACACACACACACAGGAUGUCUGCCUUUGUUACAUCAGUCCUGUUUCUGUGUUUCUGUGGGGCAUUGACUUUCAUAAACUCUGACUGACCAUUCCUGAGUCUGCCAAACCUCUGUAAUGUGAUAUCAAUCAGAUUUAAUUACAUCUUAGUUAAUAUAAAUCUAACCUAUGGCUUAAGGUUUAUAUAAAACACCAAAAUGACAUCCCGUGUUUUAUCUAAAAAUCCAAGAGUAGCUCUGCGUGUUUUUGUGUUUGUGCGUGUUGGGGUGGUGAUAUGAGAGAGUGAGAUAUGUUUGACUACUGUUCACCUAUACUUAGGCUCCAAUGUACUAAAGAAGAGUGCCUUAAAUUUCAGCAACUUUACAUUCAUCAAAAAUGUUCAUACUGUUCAUGGUCUAUUUUUUAAAUAAAUGUCACUACAACAUCA
This is a messenger RNA of Paramormyrops kingsleyae, 3612 nucleotides long. It is a transcript of the gene ehd1b, whose product is annotated as EH-domain containing 1b. Gene Ontology annotation, biological process: endocytosis; endosomal transport. The record is from RefSeq and is a predicted model, not a curated record. Gene Ontology annotation, cellular component: plasma membrane; cytoplasm. Lineage: Eukaryota; Metazoa; Chordata; Actinopteri; Osteoglossiformes; Mormyridae. Gene Ontology annotation, molecular function: GTP binding; protein binding; calcium ion binding.